Cheilinus undulatus (humphead wrasse) is the source of this 4562-nucleotide messenger RNA. RefSeq names its product formin 2b (gene fmn2b). NCBI's taxonomy places the organism in Eukaryota, Metazoa, Chordata, Actinopteri, Labriformes, Labridae. Gene Ontology annotation, biological process: intracellular transport. Gene Ontology annotation, cellular component: nucleus; cytoplasm; endoplasmic reticulum membrane. The record is from RefSeq and is a predicted model, not a curated record.
AUGGGCAACCAGGAGGCCAAGCAGAAGAGAGCAGCAGCAGCAGCGGGGAAUGGAAGCUACCCGUCUCUGGAUGAAGGGUGGAGGGAGGGUGGGGGGGAGGUGACAAAAAAAGGAGGAAAGAAACACCACGGUAAGCGAGGGGGAGGGGGAGGAGGGGGGAUGGUUGGAACAGCACCAGCAAAGAAGAAAAACAAAUCAGAGUCCAAGUCAUCCGUUUUCUCCAUCCGGAAGAAGAAGGGUAACCUCAGAGGGCGAGGAGAUGCGUCAUCAUCGGUAACCGGGUCGAGGGAGGACGUCUUAGAGUCCACCAACGAGGAUGGGAGCAAGACCCCUCCCCUGUCCAACGACGAGCUUGACCCCGAACCUCCCCUCCCCGACCGCAGACCAGCAAGAGGGGGCAAGGAUGAAGGUGAGGUAGGAGAAGAACAAGAAGGGGUCCAGAGGAAGACCUCCACAGCAGCUACAUCUCCCAUUGAGGAGGGGGGAGCUCCGCGGGGGGGCAGUUCAGGAUCGGACACCGACAUCUACAGCUUCCACUCAGCUGCUGACCACGAUGACCUUCUUGCGGACAUCCAGCUCGCCAUCCGGCUGCAGCAUCAGGGAGGGGGAAGCUGGGGGGGCCUGGAGGUGGGGAGGAAACAGAGUAAUGGAGCGGUGAAGUUCACUCCCCCUGAACCGGAUCAUACCCCUGAACUAGAGCUGGGCUCUGAUGCACUGUCAUUCCUGGAGUCCACCCCCCCCCUGCCUCACGCCCCCACACCCACAGGACACCAAUCCCACCCCCCCACAACCACAGGACCCUCACCUCAGCUCCCCACACCCGCAGGACACUCACCUCAACCCCCCACACCCACAGAACCUCUUCCUCUCCCACUGGAUCCCCCCAGUGAAUCAGGAAUCUCUCCUCUCCUGGUGGACCCCCCCUCUAAACCAGGACCCACUCCUCUCCUGACAGACACCCCCUCUAAACUGGGACCCCCUCCUACCCCAGCUGACCCCUCCUCACACACAGACCAGAGGAGGGGGAAGGAAGCCACUCUUUGUGCUUCCACAAAAGACCAGCAUGCUUUGCUGCAGCAGCUCCCACUCACAGGGGUUUCCAUGGAGAUGGCAGGAGGGGCAGCAGUCAGCCUGGUCUCCAUGGCAACCAGCAGUCACAGCCUCGCCGAGAGACCCUUGGGGCCUGAAGAGGAGGAGGAGGCAGGAAGUGAAGCCCAGCAGGACCAUAGGGGGCCGGAUGGGGGGCCUGAGGAGGAUCUGAGCCCUCCACCAGCAGGACAGAGCGAGGGGCGGAGCUCUGAGAGCGGGGGGCAGACCCCUGAGUGUGAUGGAGGAGACGAGGUCGAGAGAGGGGGCGCUGUCCUGGACUCAGGUACCAGUGCAGAGUCUCUAGAGGACUACCUGAGUCCUGUAUCUGACCUUGCCCCCCCCUCACAGAGUUGGAGGGGCCUCACCCCCCCCCAGGAGAGCCCGCCCCUUGCCAAACGUAUCCUCAGGUCUUCCCACACCCCCUCCACCUCCUCCUCCAGCCUGUCCGUCAAACCUUACCCCCCCAUCUUCCCGUCCUACAUCAAGACCACCACCAGGGUGCUCAGCUCCCCCGGAGUCUCCCCCGCCCUGUCCCCCUGCCACAGCCCACUCUCCCCCCGAAGAGCCCACCAUCACCUGAGCAGGUUGGUGGGCGGGGUUCCAACGACCAGCCGGAAGCGCUCUCACAGCUUGACUGGCUCUCUGAGUCGAUCAGCUGACUGGACAGAGGAGCUGGAGCGGAGGAUGAGGAGCAGAGAGGAGGAGGGAGGAGAAUACCUGGUUACCUUCAGAGGGGAGGGAGGAGGAGGGAGCCAACCGCUGUGCUGUACUAGGAGGUCAUCAUACGGACAGGCGUGCUCCUUCCAGGACAUUUUUACAGGGCGCACCUUGCUGGAGAAGCUAUUUCUGCAGCAGCAGGAGAAGGCUGAGCCCGAGGAGGCUGAGCGUCUGUGUUCCAGGAUUUUGGCGAUGGGUCUUCUGUUACCAUUCACUGACUGCUUCAGGGAGCAGCUGGGAGGAAGCUCCGCCCAAGUCAGCUCGACUGGACCCACCAAGUUUGACCAUGAGCAGCUGUACACGUGGGCGGCGGUGAACCAGCCUCCUCAGAGUCUGGACCAUGGACUGAGAGGACUGUGGACAACAGCCAGACCAGGAGAGACCAAGACCAAGACCAGGUCUACAGAGACCAUAGAGGGCGCUGUAGAUCAGGCGACAGCCAUGGUGGACAUAAAGCAGCAGGAGAACCAUGAGGAUGGGUACAGGUGUUCCUGUCAGCAGGGACCUGCUCAGAGUCUGGCUCCUCCUCCACCACCUCCAUUACCUGGAGAGUUAAUGCAGCCCCCACCCCCACCUCCACUACCAGGGGGUGUAGCUCCGCCCCCUCCACCUCCACCACCCCCUCCAUUACCUCCAGGUACAGCAGGUCCUCCACCCCCACCCCCACCCUUACCUGGCGGACUGGUUCCACCUCCUCCACCCCCACCACCCCUACCUGGCGGACUGGUUCCACCCCCUCCACCCCCACCACCACUACCAGGGGGUCUAGCUCCUCCCCCUCCCCCUCCACCACUCCCUGGAGGCCUAGCCCCGCCCCCACCGCCCCCACCUGGUGGACUGGUACCUCCCCCUCCCCCUCCUCCAGGCUGUGGUCCUCCGCCCCCUCCAGGACCACCAGGUGCUCCUCCCCCUCCUGGUGCUCUGGGCUCACUGCCUCCGCCCCUCCCGUUGGGACUGUUUGCUCUGGGCAUGGCUCAGGAGAAACCGCCCAGGAAGGCUGUGGUGGAGCCACCCCGGCCCAUGAAGCCCCUGUACUGGACCAGGAUCCAGCUCAGCACCAAGAAGGAGGCUACUUCUUCUUCGCUAGUGUGGGAGACAAUCGAUGAGCCUGAGGUGGACUUUGAUGAGUUUGUUGAGUUGUUUUCAAAAUCAGCCAUCAAAGUGAAGAAACAACCGCUAUCAGACACCAUCACCAAGUCCAAAUCCAAACAGGUAAUGAAGCUGCUGAACAACAAGCGCUCUCAGGCUGUAGGAAUCCUCAUGUCCUCUCUACAUCUGGAUGUUCAGGACAUUCAGCACGCUAUCCUGAACCUGGACAACACAGUGGUGGACCUGGAGACACUGCAGGCUCUGUAUGAAAAUAGAGCUCAGCCAGAUGAACUGGAGAAAAUAGAAAAGCACAUCAAAUCCUCCAAAGACAAGGAGACUAAACCUCUGGACAAACCGGAGCAAUUCCUCCACCAGCUUUCCCUCAUCCCAAACUUUUCUGGACGCGUCUUCUGCAUCCUUUUCCAGUCCAGCUUCACUGAGUGUAUGUCGUCCAUCAACAGGAAACUAGACACACUGCAGAGAGUGUGCAAGACGCUGCAUGAAAGUGAGACAGUGAAGCAGGUUCUGGGUUUGGUUCUGGCGUUUGGAAACUUUAUGAAUGGAGGGAAUCGAACCCGAGGACAAGCGGAUGGAUUCACCGUGGACAUCCUGCCCAAACUGAAGGAUGUCAAAAGCAGCGACAGUGCAAGGAGUCUGCUCUCCUACAUCGUCUCCUAUUACCUCAGACACUUUGACCAGGAUGCAGGCAGAGAGACGUGUGUGUUUCCGCUUCCAGAACCUGUUGAUCUGUUUCAGGCAUCUCAGAUGAAGUUUGAAGAUUUUCACAAAGAUGUGCUGAGACUGAGGAAGGAUCUGAGAGCGUGUACGUCUGAGGUUGAGAGGGUGUGUAAGGUGUCUGAUGAGGAGAACCUGCAGCCUUUUAAAACCAAGAUGGAGGAUUUUACUGCACAAGCUAAAAGUGAUUUAGAGACUUUGGAGGCCGGCCUCAGCAGCACUCACACUCAGUUCCUGGAGCUCUCCGUCUCGUUCUCGGUGAAAGCCAAGGCCGGAGAAAAAGAAGUUUCUCCACACACUAUGUUCAGCGUCUGGCACGAGUUCUCGUCUGACUUUAAGGAGACGUGGAAGAAAGAAAACAAAGUUAUACUAAAAGACAGGUUAAAAGCAGCAGAGGAAUCUUUCCGUCAAGCCAAGGAGAAAUCUUCAUACAGCGUCAAACCCAAACACGCCACAGGCAUCAAAGCCAAGCUGGGCAUGAAGAUCUGACCUCCAGGACCAUGAAUCAAAGUUGGGACACCAGCUGAAGAGCAGAGGGACGGAGGGGAUGAGGAGGAUGACUAUGAUGAUGAUGAAGAUGACUGUCCUUCAUUCACACAAACAUUAAUUCAAACUUCAGACUUUACUAAACAGUUUCCAUAAAGACACUGAACCCAGCUCUGUUCUCGUCCAAUUUUUCCUAUUAAAAAAAUAACCUUACAAGUUAUUUACCAUAUAUGGCCAUAACUGGUUAACGAAAUGGAUCAAUACCAUAUAUGGUCACACCUGGUUAACGAAAUGGAUCAAUACCUUAAAUGGUCACCUGUGUACAGGUUCACACUGAAAAGUGUCUGUGUGAGUGUGCGAUUGUGUGAACAGGAAGUGGAAUGUGUGUGAACAGGAAGUGAAGUGUCCCUGUGCAAUAAAGUUUUGAACGUGUGAAUUAAGGUGGU